ACUUUCCGAUAGAUUGUGGUAGUUUGACGAUAAAUCGAUACAUCCCUUGUGAGCUGAUGAAAAAAUCAACUAAAAGCAGCAAAAUCAAUUAAAUUAUAGAGCUGAGCUGGCUAUUUAGUUAAUAUAAGUAGGUAUCAAAGACUUUGUUGUUAAGUGGCCAGACAGCUCGAGUGCAAAACUAAGUAUAUUCACAGACGACUACUGCUACUCACACCCGCACAGUUUACUUUAUUUAACCAUUUAUUGCACUCACAUACGUGCUGAGCUCGUUUCGAUACAUAACUCAGUGCGUAACAAUAAAUUGAUUAAAAACGGAAGCGGGAACGGGAACAGAAAGCAUGGAGGGCAAUAAAGACGAGGCACAGCGAUGUAUCGAUUUAGCUGUGCAGGCACUUGCCGAGCGUAAGAUUGAUAAAGCCGAGAAGUUUUUGCUGAAAGCCGAACGUCUUUAUCCUACGGAUAAUGCUAAGAGGCUGCUGGCACAGGUGAAGAGCACAGCUGGCAAUGGUAACAACGGCAAAGAGCGUCCAGCUGCUGCUGCUGACGAGAAGGACACUGGACCACGGAAGCGUGUGAACUCGGAUUCCAGAAAUCAGGCACCAGAUUACACCAAUGAUCAGCUGGAGGCAGUGCGUAAAGUCAAAAAGUGUAAGGACUAUUAUGAGGUGCUUGGCGUUAGCAAGACAGCUACGGAUUCGGAGAUUAAAAAGGCAUACAAGAAGCUGGCUCUGCAGCUGCAUCCGGAUAAGAACAAGGCACCAGGAUCAGUGGAGGCAUUCAAGGCAUUGGGAAAUGCUGCCGGCGUUUUGACCGAUGCGGAAAAGCGCAAGAAUUACGAUCUUUAUGGCAUCAAUGAGUCGCAUAACGGGCACGGCAAUGGUGGACACCAUGGACACGGCCAGCAUUAUAAUGAUUAUGGCUACUCACGUGGCUUCCAGGCCGACAUCAGUGCCGAGGAGCUUUUCAAUAUGUUCUUCAACGGCGGCUUUCCACAACAAAAUGUGUACAUGCGUCAGCAACGACGUCGGCAACAGGCUCGCGAAGACAGAGAUACUAACAACUCUUCUGCCUUAAUCAAUCUGUUGCCCAUUUUGUUGCUCAUUGGUUUGUCCAUGAUGUCGUCCUUCUUUAUAUCGGAUCCAAUGUACAGCUUAACGCCAUCACACAAAUACUCGGUUAAACGCGAAACAAACGGUCUGAAAAUUCCUUAUUACGUUAAGGAUAAUUUCUAUUCGGAGUAUCAAGGAUCUGUGGCACGGCUAGAGGAAUCGGUUGAAGAAGAUUUUGUAAAUCAUUUGAAGCACUCUUGCAGUCGGGAGCGAAAUUAUCGCGAUUCAAUGCUGGCCAAGGCUCGAACCUUUGGUGAUCGGGAUCUAUAUCGAAAGGCGCAGAAUAUCAAUACGCCCUCGUGCGAGAACCUGCAAAAGUAUUUAAUCACAUGAUUUCAAUACCUGCAAACUGAAAGCAAUGAAAUUUAAACGUGAUUUACACUCUUUUUUUCGUAUUGGUUUUAGUUUCCUCUUUGUAGUUGUUAUAAAAUUAUUUUAUCCUAAAUUGUUUGUUAUAGUUUAUAUUUGAUCCUUUUUCCUCCACACAACAACACAUCAAAACAAAUCUAACAUAUUUAUGCAUAGAUUUAAUAAGAGAAGUCUUUGCUCUGGCUAGAAUGUGAAUUUUGGGUAAAUUGAUGAUCCUUAAAAAUGGAUUAAGGCUUGCACUUGAUAGUCAAUAUUUAAAUGGGUUUACCAAGGGGACAGAUUGCUAAAUAAUGAAUAAAACUUAAUAAAUUACA
Molecule: messenger RNA, 1792 nt
Organism: Drosophila innubila
Lineage: Eukaryota; Metazoa; Arthropoda; Insecta; Diptera; Drosophilidae
Product: dnaJ homolog subfamily B member 12
Exons: 7
Coding region: 339-1442 (367 amino acids)
Biological process (GO): cellular response to misfolded protein
Cellular component (GO): endoplasmic reticulum membrane
Molecular function (GO): Hsp70 protein binding
Source: RefSeq, a predicted model, not a curated record